Molecule: messenger RNA, 1741 nt
Organism: Amyelois transitella
Lineage: Eukaryota; Metazoa; Arthropoda; Insecta; Lepidoptera; Pyralidae
Gene: Bap55
Product: actin-like protein 6A
Exons: 9
Coding region: 129-1415 (428 amino acids)
Biological process (GO): regulation of transcription by RNA polymerase II; nervous system development
Cellular component (GO): SWI/SNF complex; NuA4 histone acetyltransferase complex
Molecular function (GO): chromatin binding
Source: RefSeq, a predicted model, not a curated record
ACACUUAACCUAUCACGUCACUGUCAUUAUCCACAGGGUACGCUACUACUCUGCGAAACAAAAACAUUAACUUUUUUUUCACAAAAUUCUUAUAAAAUAAGCUCAAUUAUUAGAAUUAAGUCUUCGCAAUGAGUGCGCCUAAUGGGAUGCUGUAUGGCGGUGAUGAAAUCGGCGCGCUAGUAUUCGAUCCUGGCCACCAUACCUUAAGAGUUGGAUAUGCCCAAGAAGACACGCCAAAAGCCGAUAUUCCCGCGGUCGUUGGCGUGGGACCAGCCACACAUAUCCCAGAACCUGAGGAGAAGGUCCCAGAUGGAAAUGUCACACAGAGCGGCACCAAAGCAGGCGGAGAGCUCCGACACUACAUAGACGUGACAGAGCUGCACGUGCCGAGACCGAACAUGGAGAUACAGACGUACAUGAAAGACGGACAGGUGGACAACUGGGAGCUGUUCGAGAAGAUGCUGGACUAUUGUUACGCUAAAGUCAUACGCUCCCCAUCAGAACACCACCCGGCCCUCUUCACAGAAGCGGUGUGGACCACACGGCCAGCGCGGGAGAAGCUGGCUGAGCUGCUGUUCGAGAAGUACCAGGCACCGGCGUUCUUCCUGGUGAAGAAUGCUGUAGUGGCCGCGUUCGCUAGUGGAAAGUCCACGGCCCUGGUGGUGGAUGCUGGCGCGAGCCACACCUCAGCUGUACCGGUUAUAGAUGGUUACGCUCUGGUCAGCGCGGCGGUGAGGUCUCCACUGGGCGGCGACCACCUCGCGGCACAAGCUAAAAUCAUGCUGAACAACAUGCAUAUACAGAUGUUGCCUAUAUAUAGUAUACAGAGUAAAGAGGUUAUAAGGGAACGCGAGCGCGCCAGAUACACCCUCAAGCCGCUUCCCGCCGGCUUGACACACUCCUGGCAGCAGUACAUGCUGAAGAGACAGUACGAGGACUUCUGCCACUGUGUUGCGCAUGUAUCAGAAAGUCAAUACGACGAGCGAACUGCCGCUUCGGUGCCGGGCACGCAUUACGAGUUCCCCGGCGGUUACCACCAGGACUUCGGCCCGGAGAGGUUCAAGCUGACCGAGUGCUUGUUCGAACAGGCAUUGGGUGCGCCGCAUAUUGUGUGCGCGGCGGCGAGCGCGUGCGACGCGGACGCGCGGCCCGCGCUGUGGGGCGGCGUGCUGUGCGUGGGCGGCGGCGCCUGCCUGCCCGGCUGGAGCGACCGCCUCGCCAAGGAGCUGGCCAGCAGGGCGCCCUCCUCGCACAGGCUAAAGAGUCACACAGCGCCGUCUCAUAAUGAAAGAAGAUUCGCCGCUUGGAUCGGCGGUUCAAUCCUCGCGUCCAUAGGAUCGUUCCAGCAAAUGUGGAUUUCAUCCCAAGAGUAUGACGAAGGCGGCAAGGGGCAACUAGAAAGGAAAUGCCCUUAAAUUAAUCAAAAAAGAAAUAAUUUAGCUUUAUAUAAAGCGUGUAAGGAACUACCAUGUUUAUCGCCUCGAUAAUAUUUGAGGGCGCAGAAUAUCAUAGCAACUUUAUGCCAAAUCAAACUAAAUAACGAUCUUAUUAGAAGUGUAUUAAAUUUAAAAUCUAAAAACAAAAUGUCUACUGCUAUCUCGCUCGUUAUAGCGGACAGUUCAGUUCGCGGGGUCGAUAAAAACAUCUUUUUUUUAAAUACUUACAUAUAUGUGUUGUAUAAAAGGACAGUGUCGCGUUUACUUUGUAUGUGUAUCGUAUGAAUGAGAAAAUAAAUUUUAAU